AUGGGUGCAGGGGUCAAAAGGAGCGCCCAGGCGCUUCAGAAUGACUCCACCCUGGUGGAGGCUGCUAACCACCGCCUGGUCACCCUUCCUCUGGGGGCUUCCCACACCCACCUCUCUCUGGGCUUCUAUUUCUCUUGCGACAAUGUGGUUCUGGAGGGCGUGGGCCACAGCUUCCGUGAGCUGGCCCAGGAGAAGUGCGAGGGCGCUGAGCACCUGCAGGAAAUGCAAAACCAGCGCGGUGGCCUCGUGCUCUUCCAGGAGGCAUGGAUGCCGGCCCACGGUGAGUGGGAUGGAACUCAGGUCGCCAUGGAGACCGCCAAGGCCGUGGAGAAGAACCCGACCCAGGCCCUUUUGGAGCUGCGUGCUCUGGGUUCACCUGGCACAGAGCCCCUUCUCGGUGACAUCCUGCAGAACCACUUCCUGGAGGAGCAAGUGAAACUCAUCAAGUGA
This is a messenger RNA of Artibeus jamaicensis (Jamaican fruit-eating bat), 450 nucleotides long. RefSeq names its product ferritin light chain 1-like. Gene Ontology annotation, biological process: iron ion transport; intracellular iron ion homeostasis. Gene Ontology annotation, cellular component: cytoplasm. The transcript has 2 exons. NCBI's taxonomy places the organism in Eukaryota, Metazoa, Chordata, Mammalia, Chiroptera, Phyllostomidae. The record is from RefSeq and is a predicted model, not a curated record. Gene Ontology annotation, molecular function: ferric iron binding; ferrous iron binding. Bases 1 to 450 code for a protein of 149 amino acids.